AUGUUAAAAAAUUUAUGUAAUAAUAAAAUUAGAAAAAAUUUAAUUCAAAAUUCAAUUAGAAAUUAUUCAUCAUUUUUAAAUCAAACAAAAAAUGUUUCAAAUCAAAUAAAUAAUUAUAGAAAUAUUGGUAUUAUUGCACAUGUUGAUGCAGGUAAAACCACAACAUGUGAAAGAAUGUUAUAUUAUUCAGGUUUAAUUAAAAGAAUUGGUGAAGUUCAUAAAGGAGAUACAAUAAUGGAUUAUAUGAAAUUAGAAAGAGAAAGAGGUAUUACAAUUGGUGCAGCAACAGUUACAAUUCCAUGGAAUGAUCAUAGAAUUAAUAUUGUAGAUACACCAGGACAUGUUGAUUUCACAGUUGAGGUUGAAAGAUCAGUUAGAGUGAUUGAUGGUGGUGUUGCAAUUUUUGAUGGUGUUGCAGGAGUUCAAGCUCAAUCCAUUACAGUUUGGAAUCAAGCGGAAAGAUAUAAAGUACCAAGAAUUGCAUUUAUCAAUAAAAUGGAUAGAGAAGGUUCAUCAAUUGAUAAAACUUUAAAAAUGAUGACUGAUCGUUUAGGUGCAAAUCCUUUACCAAUUCAAUGGCCAUUAGGCACUGGUGCAAAAUUUUCAACUGUUGUAGAUUUAAUUGAAAUGAAUUUAAUUUCAUGGUCAGGUGAAAAAGGUGAAAUCAUUGAAAAAACACCACUUUUAACAACGUCAACAUCAAAUCAAACUUUAUUGGAUCAAGAGACAAUUGAAUUGGUUAAAGAGAAAAGAUCGGAAUUAAUUCAAAAACUUUCAGAUUUGGAUGAAGAUAUGUUACAAUUAUACUUGGAGAAUGAUGGUGAUGAUUCAAAAAUUACACCAACUCAAAUGAAAGAAGCAAUUAGAAGAGUAACAUUAUCAAUUAAAGCAGUACCAGUUUUAUAUGGUACAUCAUUACAAAAUAAAGGUGUUCAACAAUUAUUGGAUAGUGUUGUAGAUUUUUUACCAUCACCAAUCGAUAGAGAACCACCAUUAGCCAUUUUACCAAAUCCAUAUGAUGAAUCAAAUCCUAAAACCAAUAUACCAAUUAAAAGUGAUACAAAAGGUGAAUUGGUAGCAUUGGCAUUUAAAGUGGUACAUGAUCCAAGACGUGGUUUAAUAGUUUAUACUCGUGUUUAUUCUGGUAUAUUAAAAGCUGGUACAAACAUUUAUAAUUCAACAAGAAAAUCAAGAGAAAGAGCAACAAAAUUACUUCAAGUAUCAGCAAGUGAAAUGGAUGAUAUUCAAGAAUUGAAAGCUGGUGAUAUUGGUGCAAUCCUUGGUUUAAAGAAUGUUUCAACCGGUGAUACACUAGUUAGAGACUUUGAUAAGGCACCAAAAAUCAUAUUAAAUGGUAUUAAAACACCACCACCAGUUUUCUUUUGUACAUUGGAAGCAAAUUCUGAAAGUGAAAUUCCACAAUUGAUAGAUGCAUUAACUAUUCUUCAAAAAGAGGAUCCAUCAUUCCAUUUUCAAGUUACAGAUGAUCAAAAUAUUUUAAUUAGUGGUAUGGGUGAACUUCAUUUGGAGAUUAUAAAAGAUCGUUUAGAUAAUCACUUUAAAGUCGAUAGUAGAAUGGGUAAAAUGCAAGUUCAAUAUCGUGGCUCAAUUUCUUAUUCAUCACAAUCAACAUUUGAUGAAGCUGAUGAUGGAAUCAAUCAAUCAGAAUUUAACAUCCAAACUGGUACAGGUAUGAAAACAUUCCAUGCUGGUAUUAAUAUGUCAAUUGAACCAAAAGAAAUUGGUACAGGUAAUGAAAUCAUUUUCGAUUUCAAAAAGGGAUUUUUAGAAUCAUUUGAUAAAUCAACAUUGGAAAAAAUUAAAAUUUCAAUAACCGAAGGUUUAGAAUCAUCAUUCCAACGUGGUUUACCAAUGGGUUUCCCAGUUGUUGAUACUAAAGUCACCAUAAGUGCCAUUGAUUAUAAUUCAGAUUCUGAUUCACCACCAUUAGCUUUUAGAAUGAGUAGUAUUAAAAAUUUUAUUGCAUUGGGUGAACAAUGCGAACCAAUCAUUUUAGAACCAUUAAUGAAAAUUGAAAUUACUGUUGAUGAAAAAUAUCUUGGAAAUGUUUUAUCAGAUUUAUCACGUCAAAGAAGAGGUACAAUUUUAGAUGUUGGUAUGGAAAAGAAUACUCAUAUAAUCUCUGCUAUCGUUCCACUUAAAGAAAUGAUUGGUUAUUCAACUCAAUUGAGAAGUUUCACUUCUGGUAAUGCUUCUUUUUCAAUGGAAUUUUCAAGUUAUGGUAAAGUUUCUUCAAGUGAAAAAGAUAAAGUUUUAAAAGAAAUUAGAGGUUAUUAA
Dictyostelium discoideum AX4 is the source of this 2298-nucleotide messenger RNA. It is a transcript of the gene gfm2, whose product is annotated as mitochondrial translation elongation factor G. Gene Ontology annotation, cellular component: mitochondrion. Lineage: Eukaryota; Evosea; Eumycetozoa; Dictyosteliales; Dictyosteliaceae. Gene Ontology annotation, molecular function: GTPase activity; translation elongation factor activity; GTP binding. Gene Ontology annotation, biological process: translational elongation. The transcript has a single exon. The record is from RefSeq and is a predicted model, not a curated record. The coding region runs from base 1 to 2298 and encodes 765 amino acids.